Anarrhichthys ocellatus (wolf-eel) is the source of this 5795-nucleotide messenger RNA. It is a transcript of the gene lrrc8c, whose product is annotated as leucine rich repeat containing 8 VRAC subunit C. The transcript has 3 exons. Lineage: Eukaryota; Metazoa; Chordata; Actinopteri; Perciformes; Anarhichadidae. Bases 1687 to 4056 code for a protein of 789 amino acids. Gene Ontology annotation, molecular function: protein binding. The record is from RefSeq and is a predicted model, not a curated record.
UCUGCUUGGGUUUCUCCACAAGUCCACGCCCCUGUGGCUGACAGAGGGCUACAUGCCUGCAUGGUCCCGGGCGAGGAUUCAGGAAGGUUAGCGGACAGAGAAGGAGAAGGGGGGCACCGCGCACAUCAAUGAUCCGAAACCUCUUCGCAUGAAAAGCCGAGCCGUCACAUCCUCAACUCCAGCUCUCAUCUAACCGCAAGGUAGGUCACUAAGCACCGCUGCGAUGGAGGAAUAAUAAGAGAGCGUGUUGGUCCGACGUGUAUAAAUAUAGCGUGAGCGUCUCACCAACCGGUUUACACCGCGAUCACCGUUAGUUUACCUGGUAUAUUCAAACAGACGGUCGUCGUGCAUAUAGGUUACGCAUUCGUUUGCGUGCCCGCGCCUCAGAGCCGCGCGUUCACCCUACGUGUCCUCAGAAUCCUAAAACAGGGAACUCAAGCGCCUUAACCGGAUGACUUCUUGAUGGUUCGUGCUGAUCUCAGGAUGAAUCGCAGCUCUUCUGACUGGAUUAACACUUUUUUUUAGGAGCUAGUAACUAAAUUCUAUAAAAGUGCGCCUCAUUAAUAGGUGGGGUUUUUUUCUGCAAUGCGGGUAGUUUUUUUCUUCUUCACCAUAUCCUUAACGAGACAAGACUUUUUGUACGCCAGGGGCUGGGUGUGUUCCAAACAAGUCUGUUUUUGGAUAUCUGGGAUUCAGACAAAUUUCCUGUCAGGAAGGGACAAGGAUAUGGCCCGGUCAGCUCAACUCAAUGGCUGACUCAUCCAGUGCACAGACAGGGUUUUUCCUAAGGACCCAAUACAAACUGCAGGCUUCACACCCUGACCCCAAAGCCUCCUUUCUCUGUGUCAUCUCUUUUAUUUUUUUCCAUGACUCCACCCUGUUAUUAAAACAGUAUAAAAUGGCCAUACAGAUGACAUUUAAGUAACUAUUUUUAACUUUUGCCAUGCAGCCAGAUUAUAAUUUAUUAGCUAUUAGUUUAAGGACUCAGUCUUUUACCCUUAAAGGGGUACAUCACCAAUUUCACAUAUGGUGAUUCAGUUUACUUGUAUCUGUGUGGUCUUGAUACUUUUUAAUAGAAAGCCUGCAUUACAAGCUGGAGAAGUGGGGUUUGUAAGAUCUGGGCAAUUUGGAGGCAUUGAGGAUCUGAACAAAGACACUUUUGUGUUGCAUUGUGGUAAACAUCGUUUUUUUGGGUUGGGGGGCGGGGGGUCUUUACUAUUGAGAAUACAUUGACCUCCUCUGACUGCCCACAACCUUUUAUAAACUCUUUUCAUUAUUAGUAUCACUCCCUUGCAAACAGGCUGCAACCUCCAGGUCUGAAAGUAAAGCCAAAUGUGAAAAAGCCUUAAACCUGCAUUCUCUCUAAUGGCCAUCAGGGGGAGUCUUCCGGCGGUGCAAAGAAGUCUGAUUGUAUAGAAGUCUAUGAGAAAAUGACCCUACUUCUCACUUGAUUUAUUACCUCAGUAAACAUCAUAAACAUGAGUUUACGGUCUCAAUCGCCAGUUUUAAGUCUUCUUUAAUACAGCAUGAUGUUCAUUUUGUAAAUUAUGGUCCAACUUAGAGUAAAACCAUGAAGCAGGCUAUCAUUAAGGUCGUGGCUGCCUUGUAAUUGACAGGUUGCUACCACAGCAUGGUCCAGUCUGGGGGCUGUCCGUGUUUUCGACUUACAAAGUGUUUUCAGCCAUCAUGAUUCCUGUGAUGGAAUUCCGGCAAUUCUCUGAACAGCAGCCAGCGUUCAGAGUCCUGAAACCGUGGUGGGAUGUGUUCACCGACUACCUGUCUGUAGUCAUGCUCAUGAUUGGUGUCUUCGGAUGCACUCUUCAGGUAAUGCAAGAUAAAAUCAUAUGCCUUCCUCUGAGAGUCUCGGUGAACAGAAGUGAAGUGGAAUCGAAGUCACUGUUACACCUGCAAUCCAAUAUUUCAACCGUACCAAGAGAAAUGACAGGUCUAAAAACCGAUCUGGAUCUUCAACAGUACAGUUUCAUCAAUCAGAUGUGUUAUGAGAAGGCUCUGCACUGGUAUGCCAAGUACUUCCCCUAUUUGGUUCUUAUACACACACUCAUUUUCAUGGUGUGUAGCAACUUUUGGUUCAAAUUCCCUGGCUCGAGCUCUAAAAUAGAGCAUUUCAUCUCCAUGCUUGGCAAGUGCUUCGACUCUCCCUGGACCACACGAGCUUUGUCGGAGGUGUCCGGAGAAAAUCCAGAGGAAAAGGAAGAUAAAAAGAGUGCCACUUCUAGGUCUAACAUCGCUUUGUCUCCUGGAGAAGGAAGUCUGGAGAAGACACAGUCGAUCCCGGAGAAGAUCGUAGUGGACAAGCCAUCAGCAAGUGCUCUUGACAAAAAAGAGGGUGAACAAGCCAAAGCCCUUUUUGAAAAGGUGAAGAAGUUCCGUUUGCACGUUGAGGAAGGGGACAUCCUCUAUCUUAUGUACGUUCGGCAGACAGUGUUCAAGGUGUUCAAAUUCCUACUGAUCAUUGCUUAUAAUAGUUCCCUAGUGAAUAAAGUGCAGAAUAGAGUGCAUUGCAAAGUUGAGAUCCAGGACAUGACGGGCUACAAAGAGUUUGAUUGUAACCACACAAUGGCUCAUCUGUUUUCUAAGUUGUCCUACUGUUACCUGUGUUUGGUGGCCGUCUAUGGCUUGACAAGCCUUUACACCUCUUACUGGCUGUUUUACCGCUCACUGAAAGAGUACUCCUUUGAGUAUGUGCGACAGGAAACAGGCAUCAACGACAUCCCAGACGUCAAGAACGACUUUGCUUUCAUGCUGCACAUGAUCGAUCAGUAUGACCCGCUGUAUUCAAAGCGGUUUGCCGUUUUUCUAUCCGAGGUCAGUGAGAACAAACUGAAGCAGCUCAACCUCAACCACGAGUGGACCACGGAGAAAUUGCGUCUGAGACUGCAGACUAACAGCAACAACAGACUUGAACUUCAGCUCUUCAUGCUCCCUGGGUUACCCGACCCUGUCUUCGAGUUGACGGAGCUGCAGUCGCUCAAGCUGGAGAUCAUCAACAAUGUCACCAUCCCUGCCUCCAUCGCGCAGCUGGAAGACCUGCAGGAGCUGUCUCUUUACCAAAGCUCUUUAAAGUUGCACACAACAGCUACCUCCUUCCUCAAAGAGAACCUGAAAGUGCUUCGUGUGAAAUUCGAUGAUAACAGGGAACUUCCACACUGGAUGUAUGGCCUGCGCAACCUAGAGGAGCUCUAUCUCACCGGGUCUCUAUGCCCUGAUGUCUCCAAAAAUAUAGUUCUUGAGUCGCUGCGGGAGAUGAAGUGUCUGAAAACUCUCUCCCUCAAGAGUAAUUUGACAAAGAUACCCCAGUCCAUAGUGGAUGUCUCCAGCCAUCUGCAGCGGCUGUACUUCCACAACGAUGGCUCUAAACUAGUAAUGCUCAACAACCUGAAAAAGAUGACCAACCUGAUCGAGCUGGAGCUGGUACGUUGUGAUCUGGAACGCAUCCCACACGCGAUCUUCAGCCUAACAAAUCUGCAAGAGCUUGACCUGAAAGAGAAUAACCUUCGCUCAAUAGAGGAGAUCAUCAGCUUCCAACAUCUUCGAAAACUCAUUUGCCUCAAACUUUGGUACAAUGGCAUCAUGUAUAUCCCAGAGCACAUCAAGAAGCUUGGCUACCUAGAGCGCCUCUACUUCAGCCACAACAAGAUUGAGAUAUUGCCUUCGCACCUGUUCUUGUGCAACAAGCUGCGCUACCUGGACCUGUCCAACAAUGACAUCCGGUUCAUCCCUCCAGAGAUUGGAGUCCUUCAGAGUCUACAGUAUUUCUCUGUCACCUGUAACAAAAUCGAAAGUCUACCAGAUGAGCUGUUCUUUUGCAAAAAGCUCAAAACGCUAAAGCUUGGCAAGAACUCGCUGUCCAUACUCUCGCCAAAGAUUUCCUACUUAGCUCAACUGACAUACUUGGACCUCAAAUGCAACCACUUUGAGAUUCUGCCACAAGAGCUUGGCUGCUGUCGUGCUUUGAAGCGCAGUGGCCUUAUAGUGGAAGAGACACUAUUCGAAACACUGCCUUCUGAUGUCAGGGACCAAAUGAAGGCUGAGUAAGAUGCCUUAUUGUCGCCACAGUGCCUGCUGUCUACCAAUUCAAAGCAUUCAUUUUGUAUGAAGUCAUUACCAUCUUUACACUACUGUUAAGUUAUUUUUCUUGUUUCCUUGACGGAGGGAAAAUGACUAAUUUAUAUAUUGUCACAUAGAUUGUGGCUGCAACGGGGGUGCUUGUUUUGUUUUUUGACAUAUUAUCCAACCAAAAAUUCUUCUUAAAGGAAUAGUUCUUGCUGAGAGUUAGCUGCUAGCUUAGCACAAAGACCCACCAGCACUUCUGAAGUCAACUAAUUAACACGUCAUAGCUUGUUUGUUUUAUCUGCACAAAAAAGUAAAUGUAAAAAGGACAAGAUGUGGUUUUAUGGGGAGUAACAUGCUGGACUAUGCUUUGGCUUGAUGCAGUUCGUGGAGUCACUUAAUUAGGGAUGGGUGAUACAAAAUACCUUUAAUUAGAUACGAUACUUUUUGUUACAAUUGUAACGAUGCCAAUACCAAUUACCUUAUACCUUAAACUAAUCAUUUCUUAGAUGGGAAUGUGAUUUUUUCAAAAUAAUGGAAAAAUGUAUUACAAAAACAAAUAGGAAGACUACAACGAAAAAUGUUGCUCUAAGUGCAAAAAAUAUAGACCAGUAUUUUACAUAAAUACUAUGAUUAAAUAAUAAUAACUUUCAGGUUAUAUUGUCUUUAAAUGUGCACUAUUAUUGCACAAAUAGUGUAUCUUGCUGUAUUUUUAUCUGCAGGCGAAAAGCAGCACCGCAUCACACUACGUUUCCUUUCUGAAAAAUAAUGCAAAAAUAUUAUCCACAAGUGAUGAAGACAUUUGGAAGUGAUGUAGCCAUCCACGUUUAUAUUUAUUUAUAUAUCUAUACAUCAACAUUUUUUUGAAGGAAUCGACACUAAAUGAGUAGCUUGUAAGUAUCAAAGUAGUAAUAUCACAGUAUCAAGCCGCAGAUUCCCACUCCUAAGUAGUGAGAUUUUUGAGGUGCUGGUAGGAAGAUAUUUUUGAAUCAUUAGACAGAACCAGGCUAGCUACUUCCCUCUGUUUUAAAUAUUUCUGCUUAGCUAGCUGUCCCCUGGCUGUAGCUUCACAUAUAGCCUGCAGACACGAGUGAUAUUGAUCUUCUCAUCUUACUCUCGGCAAGAAAGCGAAUAAGGCUUUUCCCCCAAAUUAUGUUUAAAAGCACAUUUCCUGUCACUGCUACAAUAAAUAGUUUGAUUACUGAAUGUAAAUAUUAUCCAAGACCUCACUGAGGGUGUGUUUAAGGCCAGUAGCCUUAAGUAUGCUGUAUUGUAUAUAUCUACUGUUGCCCUUAUAAAGUCUUUUAUUUUCUUCAGGACACUGUUAGUUCUCAUGGACCGCAGCAGGGGAGAUGCACAAAAAAAGGGUAUAUUUCACAUAAGUAGGCCUUCAUGUAAAAUAUUGGCUGAACAAUUCUGUAUCUGAAAGAUGCUAAUUUAAAGUGCAUUAAACUUAAAGGACUUGUCACACUGGUGUUUUUCUUCAGCUCUUGAAAUGUGCACAAGAAGUGCACCAUUACAAAAACGUUUUAUUAUAAACUGUAUUCUUAUGUUGUUAACCAUUCAAAAUGUAUAUAUUUGUAAGUGUCACAGCUUAGGUUAACAAUUUAAAGAUUUAACAGCACAAAACUCCUAAUAACAUCUAUUUAAUUACUUGAUAUCGGAACGGGGUCACUGCACAUUGCUUGCCCCCAAUUGUGUUGUGGGAUUAGAUGCUACUUGCU